AUGUCGUCCAACCUUUUCCUUCGACCCGCCCUAGCCCUGCUGAAAGUUCUCACCACUUCGAAGUCUGCUUUCCUGAACCCAGACCGGAACCCUAUAUUGAACAAGCUUCUCCGAUGGACAGUCUAUAAUCACUUUUGUGCUGGAACCAAUCGCAGAGAAGUCUCGAAAACUGUUGCGGAAGUGAAGAAAAUUGGAUAUCAAGGUGUCAUCCUGGGAUACUCGAAGGAAAUUGUGUUGGAACCCGACGAGAAACUGGCUGUUGACGCGACUGGUUCCAUUCAUUAUAGCAACAGAUGCUAUGAAUUAGUGGAAGAAUGGAAACAAGGCACUUUGGACACUCUGCGCAUGGUGGGAUCCGGUGACUUUCUUGCUGUGAAACUGACUGGAGCUGGACCAAUAGCCGUCGAUGCUAUGAGGGCACGUUGGCCGAUGCCGGAGGUGAUGGCAAAAGCCGUGGAUGAGAUCUGUGCUGCAACUAAAGAGCAAGGAUCUCGGCUAUGGCUGGAUGCCGAACAACAAAUCCUUCAACGCGGCCUGGAUGAUUGGGCUAUUGAGAUAAUGCGCAAACACAACCGUGAAAGAACACCCUUGAUCUACAACACUAUCCAGGGCUAUCUCAAGGAAUCGAAGGCAAAUCUCGACUAUCACAUUACACUGGCCGCCCAGGAAGGGUGGUCAUUGGGAAUCAAGUUGGUACGAGGUGCGUACAUUGAACAUGAGGUUCGCUCUCUCAUCUUCGAUACCAAAGAGGAAACGGAUCAGUCCUAUGAUUUGAUUGCAGAUACUCUGAUCUGUCGAAAACUCCCAGAAGAAGCCAAAGAUCUGCAAUUCCCAUCUGCUGCUCUUUUCCUGGCCACGCACAAUGCGGCCAGCGCAGCAAAGGCCAUUGCCACUCACCAAAGACUUCUUCAUAAAAAGCAGCCUACAGUUGCACUUGACUGUGGCCAGAUUCAGGGAAUGGCUGACGAACUGGGCUGUGAAUUGGUGGAAAAUUACGAGCGGGCUUUAGCCCAGUUCUCUAUAUCGAACGUGACUGUUCCAAAAGCCUUCAAGUGCAUGGCGUGGGGUUCUGUUGCAGAAUGCAUGGGGUAUUUGCACCGUCGGGCAAUCGAAAACAGAGGUGCGGUUGAGCGUACACAUCAUAUGGUGGAUGCUUUGCGAAAAGAGGGCAUCCCCAAUCAGGUGAUUUCCGCCAGAGCCGUGUGUUGGCAUCGAUAUCGGAUGGGUGCCCCGGCCGCUUUUUUGCGUCUUGUCCUUCCAACUACUUUGGUGGAUUUGUCCGGGAUAAUGCCUCCUACAACAGUUAAGACUAAGAAAUGCAUGAGGGCAUAUUUGCGGCACUUGGAAGAGCAUAUUUCCAGGAAUGCGGUUACCAUGCCGCACGGUGGCACGGAACAAGCUGAUCCUUUGGCGGAAUCGCCGUUUGUUGGCCACGAGGAUAUUGAUCUCGUCCCAAUUCCUCGUCCCCCACACCUGCUGUUGGAAACUCGGCCAGAGACCCCGUUGCGAACAAUAACUGAUAGACUUGACCAUGGUUUGCAUAGAGCAGAAUCUCCCCGUCGAUAUGAUUCCGAAAGCGAGCAAGAGCGUCAUCGCUCACGAUUUUCGCGCAAUCCUCUUGUCGAGAAGGAUUGCUCAUUUGCCCAGACACCAGACGGCCGGCUUUGUGAGUUUAACGGCUAUUCAAUAGGAGGUUCUAUUGCUCACAAGAAUACCACAGGGUACAUGGGACCGACAUCAUCGUGGUCGUUCUGCCGGCGUGUUCUCGCUUUGAUCGGAAGACGUGUUCCAGAGUCAAACUGCCCACCAGAUCCAUGGUGCUUAGAUGGUAUGGCAUUUAAACUCCAAUGGAGGCCCCUCCCUCCGGACGAGGUGCCAGAUGUCUCUAAUUUGCCACCUUUGGACUAUUCACUGUUCUUGUUCAAUACUGUGAAGUUCUACUUUGGAUUUUUAUCUUUCAUGAUUGACGAGUCAGUCUAUCUUCGACACUUACAAGAGUUCUACAAAGAUCCAGUAGCAAAAGCCACCUCAGCACGGCCAUGGUACUCCCAAUUCCUGCUCGUCCUUGCAUUUGGGAAAGUCUUUCUUGCGCAUAAAAACCCUGGCGGAUCUCCCCCGGGACACCAGUAUGCUUCCAGAGCAAUGGCUCUCUUACCUGAUCUGUCGGCCAUGCAUGAGGACGCAUUAACCUGCAUUCAGACGUUGAGUCUAGCAGCAGUAUACUUGCAAUCGAUCGACAUGAGGCGGGCAGCCUUUCAACAUAUUGGGCAGGCUUUACGCUAUUGCAUUAUUGAAGGAAUACAUCGACACGUGCCGGAAGAAAUCUGCGGCCCCGAACUCUCCCAUCGCUGCCGGACUAUCUUUUGGGUGGUUUAUAUGUUAGACAGAGAGUUCUCUGCUCUCAUAGGGGCGCCUAGUUCUAUUCGAGAUGAAGAUAUCACUGUGAAGCUGCCUGCAGAUGUGGAGCAGUCUGUGGAAAAUAUUAACUUAACACUGCAUGUGCGAUUAUCCCAUUUGAUGGCACGAACUCUUACCACGGUCUACGGCGUGGGCAAAGAAUUUGACGGAACUCUCAUUCGAAACACACAGUCUCUUCUCCAUGACUUGGCAGAAUUGUCUCAUGAUUUGACCGAGUUCUUAAACAGGCAUUUCCAUGGGCUAAUUAGCCGGGCUUCGAAAAUGGCAAUUCGGCUCAUGCUAGCCCACCACCAUUGCAUUGUCCUCACAACUCGGCCUUUGGUAAUGUGUGCGCUACACAUGCAUAUCGAAGGGACAGAGACACAAAAGUCUCCAACGAUCUCGUUAUCAGCUCCAGUCGCGUCCCUUCUGCAAUGCUGUGCUGAUUCAGCACAGACAAUCCUUCAGACCCUUCGAACGUUAGCUGACGAUGAUUUAAUGGAUGCCUUUCUUCCAUUUCAGAUCGAAGACGCUUCAUCAUCAGCUUUUGUGCUAUAUCUAAUCCAUGCCAUUGCCCCAUCCCUUAUUUCCAAUGAUGCGUGGUCCGAAAACCUUGACUGUGUUUUGAAUAAACUUAUUUCAAAAGGCAAUCCUGCAGCACCGCUUCGGAGGUUGGAAUUGAGACAACUAGAGAUCAUAUUGGCACCGCUAACGCCAAGAAACACAAACCUCCAGAUUCCCCAACUCACCCCAUUAAACAAUACUGAUAAUAUCGAGGAUGCUGAGGAUGUUUAUGCCUUUGAUGAAGUUAACAUGGGCGAGGAAUUCGAGUGGGACGUGCUUGCUCUCAAUUCUUCUGUUAGUUUGCCUCCGCGGGAAUUGUUAGACUUGGCGGAUCAGUUGGACAUGGAUGGAAUCGUGUAA
Molecule: messenger RNA, 3321 nt
Organism: Penicillium lagena
Lineage: Eukaryota; Fungi; Ascomycota; Eurotiomycetes; Eurotiales; Aspergillaceae
Exons: 10
Coding region: 1-3321 (1106 amino acids)
Biological process (GO): DNA-templated transcription
Cellular component (GO): mitochondrion
Molecular function (GO): FAD binding; proline dehydrogenase activity; DNA binding
Source: RefSeq, a predicted model, not a curated record